Molecule: messenger RNA, 8148 nt
Organism: Hymenoscyphus albidus
Lineage: Eukaryota; Fungi; Ascomycota; Leotiomycetes; Helotiales; Helotiaceae
Source: the annotation of a GenBank genome assembly
GGGAUGGCUAAUAAGUGAUGGCGCCCUAUUCACGCACGAGUGCACAUGGGCCGCAGUCUCAUGGUCAAUCAAAUGGCCUCAAUCGGGCCCCUGUGCCUAUGGGGGUUUUUGAUGCUCCUCCAUCCACCAUGGCCGCGCAAUUGAUUAGCAACCUGGCCACGACGAACCCUCCCAAUGGCAACCACCGAGUAUCAUCAAGAGAACCCAAACAAGAUGAACUGAAGAGGCUGAUGGUCGAGGUUUCCGAGUUGGAAAAUAGUGGCCAUGAGCCCACAGAUGUCGUGGUGAAGCUGGAGCACAAACACAAACUGGUCUAUGUUUUUGCUCGGGCGGUGCUCGAAAGACUCAAUCAUGACGACCCCUUCAUGAACAUCCCCCAGCUCAUAUCGCAAGCAUCAGACGCUCUGGAUAUCUUUACAUCAACCAUCACCGAAGUUCCAUUGGUGUUAGAUUAUACCUCGAAUUCUGUAAAGUCCUUUCCAACGCGUGGCCCGGAGCCAUUAUGGGUUUGGUUAUUCCCAAGGCUUCUGACCCUUUUUGGCCGCCCCGGGUGCGAUCCUCUGACCGCGAAAAUCAAAGAUUUCUUCCAAGUCUGUUUUCAGGUCGUAUCGAAAUCCCCAAAACUAUGGAAAUUAAAUUUCCUUUUCUUUUCCUAUCUGAAAGAUUGUACCUCAGGUAAGCGGUGUCUCUGCUCAACAGUGAUAUUGUCUUACCACCAUUUAGCUAUCUUGAAUCAUCUCCCAAACUCAAAUAUACUCACGCAAGGCAAAAUGGGCGAAUUGAUUUUACCAGAUGCAUUCGGCUAUCUUGUCUAUUCGACAGAUGAAUCAUCCACAACUAAUCCGACGCCAUUCUGUACAUAUACGAUACGUGAUCCCGGCCAUGCGUUCUCUCAUGUCGUCAGCCUCCUCAAUAUGCUUGUCGAUGUGUCUGUUGAAUCUGCUUCCACGUGGGAUGCGACUCCUGCUUUCCAGGAUUAUGUGGCUUGGGUGUUGGAUUCUUUCGCGAUCGUCCACGACAUCAGAAAGAGAUGGGAGUCCAACCCGAGACUACGAGAGUGUUCCGAGUCUUCCGCCGAGACUAUCCUACAUGCUUUGCACUCCUUGAUCUCUUCGCUAAAGAGUUCAUUGUCCGACUCCGUCCUGCGGAAAGGAUAUCUGAUUCUUACCACUUUCUGUGCUGAAAUACUGGAGACUCCGUAUAAUAUUUCGGGCGAGUCUUCCCUACUAUGUCUGUGUCGUUGCCUGUUAAAUAUUGCCCUGGCCUCUCGAAAACAUGACUCCAUUCAACGUGCAGUCUCAAUACAUCUUUUUCCGACUAUUAGGUUUUGUUUUGAUGACCAAGAUAUUCUUCUAAAACUCGGUAACGAUUUUCAGGUAUGGUACAUAAUCUUUUCUCCCAAAUUUUACUGGCUGAUCGUUCGAUAGAAAGCAACGAGUAUUCUUUCGGAUGUCUGCAAAGUGGAACUUAGCAAGCCUCCACAACUUAUUACUUAUGAUACUUACGACAGUGUAGAGCUAAACAUGGAGUUUAGUAAUCUCAUGAUUGAUAAGGUUGUACAUGAAACUUCUCAUGACGGGCCUCCAUCCAAGAGGCGGAAGGUGGAGGAAAGCAAUGAGACUUUCGGUCAAGUAGUCGGGAACCUAUAUUCUAUUCUUGGAGCCCAAGUGGCCACGGACCUUGAUGGACUGAGCAAUAUUGCCGAGUAAGUCUGUUGAACCAAGCACUCAUGGAAGCUCAUUAACAUACCCAGGUCCUGCUUUGCGGUGCUAAAUGUUGAGGACCAAUGUAAAGCUAUCGAUCAUAUGUCUCGUAUACCUUGUGCUGCGUAUGGCUCCUUACAAGUGAACCACAAUGCAGAUGGGACAAUUCGUGACUCAAAAUGUCCAGUCUGCGAGGGCGUUGUGGACCCAGACAUGUCGAAUAUCUCUAAAACGAGAUGCCAGAGUGUGAGCACAGAAGCGGUAGCAACAUUCACGGCUUUAGUCAAGUCCUCUGUUUUCCUUGAUUCGAGACGGCCGCGUGUCAUGGCCAUGUUUGCCCUUCGACGCUUCACAGUGCAUUUCGAGGAUCUGGAAUUUUUCGAUCUGGAAAAGUCUCCACUCGGCCAGUGGUGCUUACAAUCAUUACGUAGUUCCAUUCGCGAACUUCGUAUUACUGCUGGGUUGGUACAUUCCGACCCAUAAUUCGGAUCUUGCUAAAUUAUUCCCUAGUCGCACUUUAGUAGGGUUUCUUCGUGAUCUCGGGUCCGCAGAAGACUUGACACGAAAGAACAGAUUCAAUGUACUACAAUUGCUACGUUCAUUUGCGGAGAACGGAAAUUUACAAUUCCAAGAGACCUGUGUCCUUGCUUUAGGUCAAGUAGGCAGGUACGUCGUACCUGUAUGAAUGUCAAAUCUUUGACGCUCACGAAUAUAGGAUUUUUGAUGAUGAAGAGCUCAACAUUGUUCUUCUGAGCCUAGUCGGAUAUCUUGGACACAGCAAUCCCAUAAUUUCGGGCGUUGCAUUCAACGAAGUAAGUCCUCAUCAAAGGUUUUCUCGAAAGCUGUCACUGAUCUUAUUCUCGAAAGAUUUUAAAGCUCGCCAAAGCCAAUGGUGUUACAGUGGACCGCAUGUUUAGCCCAUGUUGGGGAACUAUUGCGAUUGAGGUCAUCAAGGACCUCCUCGUGAGACCUCAAACCACGCAAUUAAUGGCUGAUCUCCUGGCUAUCUCAGUAUCCGAGUUUCUCAUAUUAACACAAACACAUACCUUACCUUGGCUAGUUUUGCUUGGGAAGACCGAUGUGAUCAAGAAGAUAGCAGAUGCAAGGGGCGAGAAAGAUGCAGAACUAGCCUGCAUGGAAACAUCAAAUAUGGUCGCUAUAUUGCCACUAUUACUAACUCAGACUGGCGAUAUUGAGAAUGUGGCUAUGGCACGACUCAAAGCUGUUUCUCCCAAAUUCCAGGAUGUUGAUUUUGCCAAACUAAUGAAAGUCGCACCUGGAUCGCAGGCUUUCUAUCUCCUGAAGGCUGCAGGUGAGGCAGACCUCAGUAAGAAAUCAAGGGUAUGUUGGCCAAGCUCUAAGUCAUUCAUGUCCACUAACAGGAUGCCAGAUUCAUUUCGCCUUAGGUUAUUUGGCAAAACAUGCUUCUGAACCAAGUGAAGGUUCCCGUAAGAAGAAAAACACUGUAGGGAUGUUUCUUGAGCAGCAUCUGCUAGGAUUAGUAGCACGACUUUCCGAGGUCGUCAAUGAUCCCCGAGAUGAACAUCCAACCCAGGAGAAGCAGCGCUGCGUUAAGGCAUUCGAAGAAUUGGUAAAGGUUGCGAAAACUCACGCUCGAGCCGCUCGACCACAGGUAUGAAUGACAAGGAUCUACAUGGUGCAGAGUUUAACUAACUUCAUGUCAGAUUUGUGCAUGUCUCCAGUCAGCUUUGGACCACAAGAUUCUUCAAUCAGCUGCUAUGUCUGCAUGGGGUGCAAUUUUGACGUACCUCGGUGAUGAAGAUGUAGAACCGAUGUUGGAAAGUACCUUUUCGACCAUCAUUCAGCGCUGGGAAACCUUCAAUGGCCCCACAAGGAAAACUGUGGAAGAUUUUCUGCAAUAUCUGAUCAAGAACCGAGCUCACCUCAUUCGGAACAUGAUUGUAUUUCUUCCUUCUUUAGGCCAUGUCCCAGAUUUGUCCGAAAUUGAGAGUCAAAUCAAUAAAUGGAGAAAGCCCACUGAUGCUGGCAAUGCUUUCCAAAUCUUUAGUCGACGAAUUGGUCAUGAGAAUCCAGGUGUUGUUAUUCAAGCGCUUGUUGAGCUACGGGACUAUCUUCAGGUCGAACAGUCAUUCCUUCAAAUGUCGGCAAUCGGUGAGCAGCCUGACAUAAUUGUGGCUACACUUGUGCGAUCAGUACUGGACACUUGUGUGAAAUUCAAUGGUUCUCACAACGAUAUUGCUCGGCUAUCAGCCGAAUGCAUAGGUCUCAUCGGCUGUCUAGACCCCAAUAGGGUUGAGUCUGUGAGGGAGCAGAAAGAGAUGGUUGUGGUAUCGAAUUUCGAAGAUUCAUCAGAAACAACGGAUUUCGUUCUUUUCAUGCUGGAAGAAGUGAUUGUAAAGGCAUUUCUUUCUGCUACAGACACUGCAUGGCAAGGAUUCUUGUCAUAUGUCAUGCAAGAACUCCUAUGGAAAUGUGACUUCAAAGAGAUCUGCGCUACGGGUACGAGAAACGCAGCUGACGAGGAGCUAUACGAGAAAUGGUGCCGACUGCCAAUAAACGUUCAAGACACGCUGACGCCAUUUUUAACCUCGAAAUAUUCAUUGCUAGAAGGGAAGCUGGCUAAGGUCACGUAUCCAAUCUUCAACCCAGACAACGCGGCGUCUGGCAAGAUGUAUGUUUCUUGGCUGAGAUCCUUUGUUUUAGACCUUCUCCAAAAACAAUUCAAUCUCCACGCAAACAUAAUUUUCCCUGCUCUCUAUCGAGCUAUCAGAAUCAAGGACAUUUCUAUAGCUAGUUUUUUGCUGCCUUACGUGGCGUUGCAUGUCGUCACUCUUGGAGCUGACCAGCAUAGGAAAGAAAUAACUGAAGAACUUCUACGGAUUUUGACGUAUGAUGUGGAAGAUGACUCAAAGACGCGGAAAGAAGAGCUGAAGUUGUGUCUAGAAGUAGGGAAUAGUCCUCUCUCCUGUUCUAUGCUAUAUGCUAACAAUUUAUAGGCCGUAUUUCGCAUACUAGAUUAUUUCUCUCGGUGGAUUCAAGAGAAGCAGGCCAAGCUCAGUCGCCGCCAUACAUCAGCAGAUGCACCUGUCAAUCCCGAGGUCCAGCGAGUUGAACUCGUCCUAUCACAAAUACCGCCCGAGAUUAUUGCUCAGCGUGCCGUGGAGUGCAAAUCCUAUUCCCGUGCUUUAUUCUAUUGGGAACAACACAUCCGCCACGUCCGCAAAGACCAAGUAAAUUAUGAGGCGAAACCUAGGAUGCUGGAGCGACUGCAGGAUAUUUAUACUCAAAUUGACGAACCCGAUGGUAUUGAGGGCAUUUCAGCUCAUCUCCAUGUUUUAGAUAUCGAGCAGCAAAUUCUGGGACAUCGCAAAGCUGGUCGCUGGACCGCUGCGCAAAGCUGGUAUGAAAUUAAGCUUGCUGAGAACCCUGAUGAUGUUGAUGUGCAAGUGAACCUACUUACAUGUCUGAAAGAAUCCGGCCAGCAUGGUAGGUAAUCUAAACAAAUUUCACUUCGCAAUACUAACAUUGUUUCUAGAUGUCUUAUUGAAUUACAUUGAAGGGAUGCGGACCGCAACCGACACUACGUCUCGCCUUCUCCCGUUUGCAACAGAAGCUUCAUGGUCAACAGGAAGAUGGCUAGCUCUGAGUAAAUAUACGUCUAUGGCGCCAAAAGGUAUGAGCGAAAAUUUCAAUGUGAGAGUUGGUCAAGCCCUUUUGGCACUGCACGCAAAAGAUAGCAAACUUUUCCAAGAGACCAUACAAGCGACCCGAAAACAAAUAGCGACUUCUCUUUCUGUGGCGGCGACAGCUUCGAUAGGCGAUUGUCAUGAUAACAUGCUCAAACUUCAUGUUCUUACUGAGCUUGAAAUGAUUGCUGGAGUCAAUCCUGGUGAGGUUGAUCGUCCAAAGGUUCUGGGAAAAUUGAAAACACGCCUCGAAAUGAUUGGUGCUUAUCUCAAUGAUAAGCAAUACUUGCUCGGAAUCAGACGCGCUGCGAUGCAAUUAUCAAGGUCGGUGGUGCUUUCUCAAACAAACCUGUCCAUGCUAAUACUUUCCAGCGCAAGUUUUACGCAAGGGGACGUUGCAGAGGCUUGGCUCACGAGUGCACGGUUGGCUAGAAAAGGAAAUGCCAUGCAUCAAUCUUUCAAUGCAGUCCUCCAUGCAUCGCAGCUAAAAGACGAAUCUGCAACCAUUGAACAUGCCCGAUUGCUAUGGAAAGAGGGGCACCAUCGAAAGGCAAUUCAAAAUCUACAAGGAGCCAUCGAAAAUAAUGCAUUCAUAUCCCAUAAUAGAGAAGCUGACAUGACUACCUACACUGGAGUUGACUCUGUUGACCAACAAAACUUCUUAACGGCCAGAGCACACCUUUUGCUCGCGAAGUGGAUGGAUAGCGCUGGACAAACUAACGCAGCGUCUCUACGAACGCAAUAUCAGCUUGCAGCAAAAACUCACUCAAAUUGGGAAAAGGGUCAUUAUUACCUUGGCAGGCAUUAUAACAAAAUUCUUGAGGCUGAAAAAUCGCAACCACCCGAGCUGCAAUCUGAAAAAUGUUUGACGGGUGAGACUGCCAAGUUGGUUAUUGAAAAUUAUCUUCGCUCGUUGAAUUAUGGCACAAAGUAUCUUUACCAAACCCUGCCUCGACUGCUUACACUAUGGCUUGAGCUUGGUACACAGAUCAACCAGCCAAUUGAUCCACGCCAUGGAGGAAAUUCCAAAGAGUUUGUUACCGGAAUUACCAACAGAAGAAAGGAUCACUUGCAAAACGUACAUCUUCGAUUCACCAAGUAUAUUUCCAAAAUGCCGGCUUACAUGUUCUACACCGCCCUUCCGCAAAUUGUUGCCAGAAUUAAUCACCCAAACCCCGAUGUAUCGAAAUUUUUGACUCACAUCAUAUACAAAGUUGUGGCUGCGCAUCCACAACAGGCCCUUUGGAGUUUACUGGCGGUAUGCUCAUCCACUCAAAUGGAUCGCAAGACUAAAGGAGUGGGCAUUCUACAAAGUCUCCGUGGCAAUUCCAGCAAAAAGUCCGAGACGAGCUCCAUUGAUAUCAAAUCUUUGAUCAAAAGCGGCGAGCGCCUUGCAGACCAAUUGCUUCUGGCGUGUAAUGCAGGUGACUUUCAAGGCAAUCGAACUACUACGGCCAGUCUGAGCAAAGAUCUUGGAUUCAAUCAAAAAACCUGUUUACCUAGUCCAAUGGCUGUUCCUGUUGAACGGGUCCUUACCGCAACACUACCAACCCUGACUGACAACAUCAAAACUCACAAGGCAUUCUCUCGUGAUAUUGUUACCAUGCAGUCUUUCUCCGAUGAAGUCCUCGUAUUGAGCUCCCUUCAGAAACCUCGGAAGCUCGUAGCGAGGGGCUCCGAUGGCAAAGAAUAUGGCUUGAUGUGCAAGCCUAAAGAUGAUCUUCGAAAGGAUCAGCGUCUCAUGGAAUUCAAUAGCAUGAUUAAUCGGGCAUUGAAGCGAGAUGCAGAAGCCAGUAGGAGACAACUAUACAUCAAGACAUACGCUGUUACGCCACUUAAUGAGGAAUGUGGGUUAAUUGAGUGGGUGGAAGGUCUAAAGACUCUCCGAGAUAUUCUCCUCGCACUCUACAAGGCUCAGGGCAUUGGCGUCAAUUACAAAGAAAUUGAGGCUUACUGCGACGAAGCUUGCAGAUCUGAUGAGAAACUUCCGUUUUUUACCCAGAAGGUAUUGGGACAGUUCCCGCCUGUUUUCCAUAAAUGGUUUGUGCAGCAGUUCCCAGAACCCUUAACAUGGUUCGCAGCUAGACUUCGUUAUACCCGGUCUUGUGCAGUCAUGUCCAUGGUUGGAACAAUGCUGGGGUUGGGUGAUCGUCAUGGCGAAAAUAUACUCUUUGAAGAAGGAAAUGGCGGGACGUUUCACGUUGAUUUCAACUGCUUGUUUGAAAAGGGACUCACCUUUCAUAAACCAGAGCGCGUCCCGUUCAGACUCACGCAUAACAUGGUUGAUGCGAUGGGCAUGUAUGGCUACGAAGGUCCUUUCCGAAAAUCCUCAGAAUUGACUCUCAAACUUCUUAGGCAGCAUCAAGAGACUUUGAUGACUAUUCUGGAAGCAUUUAUUUAUGAUCCGACACUCGAUUUGUUGAAGAAAGUUGAGAAAAGAAAGAAAGAGGGAGUUUAUACGCCGCCGCAGACUGCACAAGGGGUGCUUGAUAAUAUUCGACGGAAAGUGAAAGGAUUAAUGCCCAAUGAAAGUGUACCUCUUGGUGUAGAAGGUCAGGUGGAGGAACUUAUUUCGCAGGCGACUAACCAAAAGUUUUUGGCUGGUAUGUAUAUUGGGUGGUGUUCGUUCUUUUGAGGGGGGUUACAUGGGUAAAAUGAGGGAGUUGUGUGCUAUAGCUAGAAUUUGGGAUUGCGCUGGCUUUCGAAAUUAAACGCGCACUGCUAGAGCGCUUUGGCAAUGUGCGGUUAUGUGUAGUGCUUAAAUAGACAGUUAAUUG